Messenger RNA from Ficedula albicollis (Collared flycatcher), 858 nucleotides. RefSeq lists its product as uncharacterized. The record is from RefSeq and is a predicted model, not a curated record. Lineage: Eukaryota; Metazoa; Chordata; Aves; Passeriformes; Muscicapidae. The transcript has 4 exons. Bases 1 to 858 code for a protein of 285 amino acids.
AUGUCUCAGUGCGCGGUACCUGCGCGGCGCGGCACGGAGCCUCCGGUCCCCAGGCGCCACAGCCACUUCACUAACCCCCUGUACCAGACCGUGGCGGUGAUUAACUGCGCGCACCUCCAAACUAUCAUUUAUCUCCGCGAGUCACGACUGAAAGGCGCUAAACUUACAGGCAACUCUCCCUGCCUCUCUCGCCGUCUUUGUUUCCCUCCCGCUGGAGGAGGCGGGCUGGGACGUCGGCGUAGCCCUGCGCACAGCAGACGGGCACCUGUACCUGUCCCCACGGCCGCCCCGGCUUUAUUCAUAGCCCGGGGGCAGCGCGGCGGGUUCGGGCGCCGCGGAGCUGCCGGGGACUGCCCGGGCCGGCGCCCCCCGGCCGCGGGGAGGGGGCAACGGGGGGCGGCGCGGCAGCCGAGCUCCCAGUCCGAAAAGCCUUUCCCCGAGCGCAGCCUCCCGCCGCCCCGUCUCAGCGCCGAGCCCAGGGCCGCUGCGGGCUCGGCCCGGUGUCCGGGGCCGCGCAGCUCCCGGGACCCCCGCGGGAGCCCGCGCAUCACAAGUUCCACCGCGCGCCCGCUUUCAAGGUGGGGAAACCACACGGAGAAAGAAAACGUGAGCCUUCUCCCCGUCUGCACCUGGAAACAGAAAGCGAAUCAUGCCACGAGCCUUUGCAUUUUAAAGCGGAGUAACAAACCCACAGCGACGUGGAUGCCCCGGUUGCCCGCCCAGGGCUGCCUCCCCACCGGCGGGACGAGGGCUCCGCGAUGCCCCCGGGAGUGCAGGAGCCGUGCGUGCCAUCCCUGUCCCGGCGCUGCGGGUCUGGACUUUCCCUUCCUUCCCCGGGAGCCCGUCCCUCCGCGUUAG